Silurus meridionalis is the source of this 5066-nucleotide messenger RNA. RefSeq names its product gamma-aminobutyric acid (GABA) B receptor, 1b (gene gabbr1b). The record is from RefSeq and is a predicted model, not a curated record. Gene Ontology annotation, cellular component: G protein-coupled receptor heterodimeric complex; membrane. Lineage: Eukaryota; Metazoa; Chordata; Actinopteri; Siluriformes; Siluridae. Gene Ontology annotation, biological process: gamma-aminobutyric acid signaling pathway; G protein-coupled receptor signaling pathway. Gene Ontology annotation, molecular function: G protein-coupled GABA receptor activity.
AGGUGGAGGCAUGAAGCUAUUCUUUUUUUAUGUGAUUAUAUUCAUGUUCAACUCCUUCACUGAGGCUGUACACAAUACCUCAGCAGGCUGUGUUAUCAUUCGUCCUCCCAGAGAUGGGGGGAUAAGAUAUAGAGGCCUGACCCAAGAACAGAUCCGGAGUGUACAGGUUUUACCAGUGGAUUAUGAAAUUGAGUAUAUCUGCAGGGGAAACCGGGUCAUCGUGGGGCCUAAGGUCAGGAAAUGCCUUCCUGAUGGCACCUGGACUGAUCUCAGCCAGCGUAGCAAGUGCUUGCUGCCAUGUGCACAGGUGUGGACAUCUCUGGAAAAUGGUCGUGUAAUAACGUCCCGCCCGGGCCGGCAGUAGAGGGAACUGUGCUGAGAUACAGCUGCCUGAACGGCUUCAUCCUCGAGGGCAGGAACAUGACACAGUGCACCCACCAGGGCACCUGGGACUCGCCCAAACCCACCUGCCGCUACAACAGACACUACACAGGAAAGAAGAAGCUCUACAUCGGCGCCUUGUUCCCCAUGAGCGGAGGAUGGCCCGGGGGUCAAGCCUGCCUGCCUUCUGCUCAGAUGGCGCUUGACUUGGUGAACAAGAGAACAGACAUUCUGCCAGACUACGAGCUCGAAAUGAUCUACUACGAUAGCCGGUGCGACCCUGGGGAAGCCACUAAACUGCUGUACGACUUGCUCUACACGGAGCCCAUAAAAAUCGUACUGAUGCCCGGCUGUAGCUCAGUGUCCACGCUGGUGGCUGAGGCGGCUCGUAUGUGGAACCUCAUUGUGCUCUCUUACGGCUCCAGCUCUCCGGCUCUGUCUAACCGUCAGCGCUUCCCUACGUUCUUCCGCACGCACCCGUCUGCCACGCUGCACAACCCCACCCGCGUGCAGCUGUUCCAGAAGUGGAAGUGGACCAAGAUCGCCACCAUCCAGCAGACCACCGAAGUCUUCACAUCCACGUUGGAUGAUUUGGAGCAGAGAGUGAAGGAGGCUGGAAUUGAGAUCAGUGUGAGGCAGAGUUUCCUUACCGACCCUGCUGUGGCUGUCAAGAACCUUAAGCGGCAGGACGCUCGGAUCAUCGUGGGUCUGUUUUAUGAAACGGAGGCCCGAAAAGUCUUCUGCGAGGUCUAUAAGGAGAAGCUGUACGGGAAAAAGUAUGUGUGGUUCCUGAUUGGCUGGUACGCCGACAACUGGUUCAAGAUCAAAGACCCGUCAAUAAACUGCACCGUGGAGCAGAUGACAGAGGCGGUGGAGGGCCACGUUACCACCGAGAUAGUCAUGCUCAACCCUGAGACAGUUCGAGGAGCCUCCAAUCUGACCUCACAGGAAUUCCUGACCCAGCUGAUGUCUAAGCUGGGAGGGAAGAACCCGGAGGAAACAGGAGGGUUCCAGGAAGCCCCACUCGCCUAUGAUGCAGUGUGGGCCCUCGCUUUGGCACUUAACAAGACUGUUGGGCCAUUAAGGGCCAGAGGCCGCAGGCUGGAGGACUUUAACUACAAUAACAAAGAUAUAACUGCUGAGAUUUACCGCGCCCUCAACACCAGCUCGUUCGAGGGAGUCUCUGGCCACGUUGUGUUUGACGCACAGGGAUCGAGAAUGGCCUGGACACUGAUCGAGCAACUGCAAGGGGGGAGCUAUAAGAAGAUCGGAUAUUAUGACAUGACCAAAGGCAAUCUCUCCUGGUACGGGAAUGACAAGUGGAUAGGCCCAGGUCCCCCGGCGGAUCAGACGGUGGUGAUCCGGAAAUUCAGAUUCCUGUCUCAGAAGCUCUUUGUGUCUGUCUCGGUGUUUGCUGGACUGGGCAUCUUACUGGGCAUCGUGUGUCUCACGUUCAACAUUUACAACAGCAACGUCAGGUACAUUCAGAACUCGCAGCCGUACCUGAACAACAUGACAGCCGUGGGCUGUAUGAUGGCACUAGCUGCAGUCUUUCCUUUGGGCAUCGACGGGCUUCACGUCCGUCGCUCGCAAUUUCCUGUAGUGUGCCAGUUCCGCUUGUGGUUGCUUGGGCUUGGUUUCAGUCUGGCUUAUGGCAGCAUGUUUACAAAGAUCUGGUGGGUGCACACGGUUUUCACCAAGAAGGAUGAGAAGAAAGACAAGCGGAAGCAUCUGGAGCCCUGGAAGCUCUACGCUACGGUCGGUGUGCUUCUGGUUAUUGACGUCCUGUCCCUCAUGAUCUGGCAGAUUGUGGAUCCGCUGCACAUCACGGAGGAGAAGUUCACAAGAGAGGCGCCGAAAGAAGACUUAGACGUGUUGAUCGAGCCUCUACUGGAGCACUGCAGCUCUGAGAAGAUGAACACAUGGCUCGGUGUGGUUUAUGGCUACAAGGGCUUAUUGCUGCUGCUUGGCAUCUUCCUUGCCUACGAGACCAAAUCUAUCUCUACAGAGAAGAUAAACGACCACCGAGCCGUGGGAAUGGCCAUCUAUAAUGUCUCAGUCCUGUGCAUGAUUACAGCUCCGGUCACCAUGAUCUUGUCCUCGAAACAGGACGCUUCGUUUGCUUUUGCCUCUCUGGCCAUCGUGUUCUCCGUCUACAUCACUCUAGUCGUGCUCUUCGUCCCCAAGAUGCGAAGGUUGAUCACACGUGGCGAGUGGCAAUCCGAUCAGCAGGAGACCAUGAAGACUGGCUCGUCUACUAAUAACAACGACGAAGAGAAGUCCCGCCAGCUGGAGCGAGAAAACAAAGAGCUGCAGAAGAUCAUCCAAGAGAAGGAAGAGCGUGUGUCCGAACUGAGGAACCAACUCUCCGAGCGUCAAGCCUUGCUCAGAAGGCGUCCGUCUUCCACCAACCUAAAUCACAGCACCCCUCCACUUACAGUCUCUCACAACGACCCGAAGUCUCUCCUCCCUCCGCCUGGAUACCCUCUUCCCUCCUCGGACAAUCACUCUCUCCCCCAGACCUUCUCCAACUCCACCAUUGUUUACCAGCCCGAUGGCAAGAUCAGCCGCAACAACUGCCACCCCGGCCGCCUGCAACUCCUCUACAAGUGAUGCAACAAAAGAUCACGCAUUGUGGCAGGAAAAUACCCAAACUGAAAGGGGGAAGGGGCACCAAUUUGUUUCAUCAUCUACCUACAGUAGUUCCUUGUCUUGGUGUACGUUCCGUCAUUUCGAAACAAGUAGAUGAAGGAACUCUCAGCUGGACCUCAGCACGUCAUGUCAUGUCAAGUCGCUCUCAUUGAAGCUGCGUUUGGGGAAUUCUCCUUGCCUGAGAAAAGCCGACUCUGGGUGACUUGCUGAACAUGUAUAGCCUUCUUUGGAAAAAAAAGAACGAUCCACAGAAGAGCGGGUCAUAAAUCUCUGAAAGGAGGUGUCUGGUGUCACGGUUUGAUGGUUUUUUCAUUUACCGUCUUCAUAGCUGAGCUACCUGGAUCACAUAGCAUGUCUCAGCAUGUCUUAAUGGAGUUGGAAAGUGUUGUUUCGUUCUUUCUUUUAAUUUUUUUUUUUAUAUAAUAUAUUACAAUAUAAGAGAUGGGUGUGAAUUGGUGCUGAAUCACCCUGAACAAUGAUUAUUAAAGUCUCAGCCCCACAUCAAGCUUUUUUUUGUUCUCACAGAGCGUAUUAGAAAAAAGUGAAAUCCAAAUUUUGCAACCGUGUCCUUUUACCAUGACAUCGCUGCUCGUUUCUUGGGGCCUGCGGCUAGUGUUCCAUAAUGAACCCGUGGAAAGCAUUCGGCCAGCUCUCGGUGGCAUUGUUUAACAGGUUAGCGGGUGUUUUCUUUCACUUCGGCUAUUUUCGAGUUGAGACGACAGAGCUGUUCUGUGCUGUAGCCUCGGGAGGGCGGAUCGAUUUUCCUUUAAGGACUAAUGAUCGAACAUAAUAAGCAUUUAUAGCUUUUUGUCGGGGGGGAAGUGUGUUUAACGACGGUGCUGAUCUUUCUCGGCGAGUGAGCGAUGUGUUGUUCGGAUUGUUGCGUCUUUUUUUUUUUUUUGCCGUCUCCUAUACCUUGUUAGAAAGUAUGGAAAAAAUUCCUGGAGGAUAUUUUGCGAUUAAUUAGGACUAGUCUGAACAAAUGCUCAGAAAUGACAUACUUUGGUUUUGGCUGCAGUCUCUCUCAACCUCCCACAGUUCAGUGCAGUAAAUGUUCUGUAGUUUGCAGAUGUUGCAGAUGUUGCAGAUGUUGCGUGUUGCUUUUAAAAGCCUAUUGUGGCAAAUUGCAAGUGUGUGAUUGGAUUGAUUUUGUAUUUCUUUUUUAAUCUUUUAUCCUGCCCACACAUGAAAGCUUUCGAAUUAAAUUUACGAGCUGCCCUAAUCCAGUUAGCUUCUUAACAUCACCUGCAUAGAAGCCUCUUCGUAUCAUCCAGUCCGGCGAUGAGAAUGUUAGAAAGUUAUUCUAUAUUAUAAACACCUCCUCAGCCCCAGAAAAGCCUCUGCGGCCCAGCGAAGAGAGGGGAGUGCUGUAGGACGGCGUCACAUGAGUCAUAAAACAACAUACAACACUUCUUUCUGUAACUUCUUGCAGUUUCCUUUUAGCACAAAUCCUUGUUUUGUGGUUUCUUGCUGACUUUUGAUGAGAUAAAAAAAACCCAGGCUCAAGGUACUUUUUUCUGAGCAAGCACUUACCUGUUCUGAACUCUGUCUCCUUACGUCGUGCGGUCUUUCUAAGUAUGUGCAGGAUUUGGAGGUGGGGUAGUGUUAGUGUUUGAAAGCUUGGAUCCGCGGUCUGUUUGACUUUUAGCUUUCAGUCGACUCACAGCCUCAGAUUCGCCUCGGAUCUCACGGGAUCGGCUCCCGAAUGGAUCCCGUGCGUAAUGCAACACGGUGUUAUUCAUUUAUGUUUACACGGAAAUGUUUAUGCUAAAGGAACACAAUCAAUUUUUAUACUUAAUCAUUUUUUCAUCCAUAGAUGGCAGCAUUUCUGGCGUCUACUAUCAUUCGGACGUUAUUGUGUCCAUGUUAACUGUAUUCUCGCACAUCCCGAUAUUAAUGUGUGUACAGUACGUCGUAUUACCAUGUGCUAUUGAAAGUAUAUUUCUAUUCACCGUUAUAGAUAGAUGUUCAGAUUCUGUGAGAUGCAACAGAAUUGGUGUCUAUGAAUAAAUAAAGAGAACUUUUUUUUUUAC